UCCUCUGAGGCGCCGAGCGCUGCCCGCUCGCAGUGGGUGGAAAAUAUUGUUUAUUAUACGAAAACAAAAAUACAAUAUUGUUAUCACAUAUGAUUUGUUCGCUUGCUGAAUGCAAAGGGGAAUCCAUCACAAUCAGUCGGUAUGAAGGGUCCCACCAGACAAGCUCCAAGUGUUCCUGGAAGUGGAGUGACACUGUACUCUCCUGUAACUAACUGGAACAAUGACCCCUUUGGUGCUGAUGUUUUUGAGCCCAACCCUCAGUUCACGCAGAAAAAGAAACCUCCCCCACGUCCACCACCACCCAAAGUUAAUGCCAAAUCCAAUGACAUGCCUCUAAAGCCGUCACACUUCAUAAGAAAGCCUACAGUGCUGUCUUCCCUGAUGUCACGCAACAAAAAUAGAACAACUGUGAGCAAUCAAUCUAUCAAUGUCAUAUCUCACCCUUCUGAUGCAGACUUGCAUCCAGAGUUGGAUACUAAUAAAAUGUUUCCUAAGUGUGAUCCAAAGAAUGUACAAAUUGGCACUCUUAUAGACUUCUCUUCGCCACCAAGUUCACCAACCUUUACAACAAGAUCUAGCAGUGAUGGCCUGAGUGUAGACAGCUUUGGCUCUGAUGCUACAACUUCCACAAACCACCACAAUAUGAUUAACGGCGGCAAUGCUUCACAAGCUGAGAGUGGUUUUGAAGAUGACUUUGAGCUAUUCCUGCACUCCAGAAAAACCAUCCCUAAAGAUGAUACGUUGGAAGACUUUAGUGCAGUUGAUCCAUUUUCACCACAACCUCAACCUGUAUCAAAACCUCCUAUAAUGAAAAAACCUAGCAAAGACUUGUUUGAAAACAUGAGCAAUCAGCUUCCUGCUCCAUCCAUGAAGGGUCCUACAAUAAUUCGUGGAAAACCUGCACGGCCAAAGCCACCAGACAAUUCUGCUCUCCUUAAGAGCACUUUUGGAAGCAGCUUCCCUGUAAUGUCUAUGAAUGUUAAUACCAAGACACCAAUUCAGAAGGUUUGCAACGGCUAUGGAGAUAGUUUCGAGAAGCCGUUUAGAUGGGAUGAACAGAAUUCUCCAGAGCGGGAGUCCUCGCCACCAAUGCCGUUGAUCCCUCCGCCGCCGCCGCCAACCGUGGACGAGGCGCCCCUCGAGUGGCCUGUAGCCGCCGGCGCCAACACGCUUUCAGAUUCCUACGCCGAUGAACCGUACGGUGUUGCGCUUUUCGACUAUUUUACCGACCACCCGGACGAUUUGUGCUUCUCGGCAAAUUCGAAGAUCAAACUUGUAAGGCGAGUGGACGACGAGUGGCUCUAUGGAAAGCUGCGCAAUGGCCUUGAGGGCAUAUUCCCUGCCAACUACGUGGAGAUAAAAGUGCCUCUCCCAGGGGAGCCGCUGCCGCCGCCCGCACGACUGGGUAAAGCCCUUGCUCUUUAUGACUUCGAACCAGUUCAAAAGGGCGAUCUGUGCUUCACCGCAGGUGACACCAUUUCUGUCAUAUCUCAACUCAACGACGAAUGGUAUUUCGGCGAAUGCAACGGAGUCAAAGGGCAAUUCCCAGCCAAUUAUGUUCAAAUAAGUUAAUCAUUCAUUACUUUUAUUGUUUCAAAGUUAGAAUCCCCUCUCGCGGCGCCGCUUUUGUCAUCUUUUUUUGUUACCGGGCGUGAUACACAAAGGACUAGCUUUUUAUUUUUUAUGUACAAAAUAUAAAUAAUAUAAAAGAAAUGUUUUCGUAGCUGUAUGCGUACCGUUGUGUCGUGAUAUAUUGCGUAAUAUAUAAUUCUUAUGUUAUAAUAAGCAAACAGCGAGUUUCAAAUUAUUGUGAUGUUAGAAAUGUGCAAGAAGACUGAUGCGUAGGCACCAUAUCACGAUGCUUCUACUUUGUAACAAGCAUCACGAAUUUAUCCGUCGUUAGACUGUAAAAUUUGAUAUUAUUGUGCAAUAAUGA
Molecule: messenger RNA, 1936 nt
Organism: Hyposmocoma kahamanoa
Lineage: Eukaryota; Metazoa; Arthropoda; Insecta; Lepidoptera; Cosmopterigidae
Product: protein app1
Exons: 4
Coding region: 142-1572 (476 amino acids)
Biological process (GO): plasma membrane tubulation; endocytosis; actin cortical patch localization
Cellular component (GO): actin cortical patch
Molecular function (GO): protein binding; lipid binding
Source: RefSeq, a predicted model, not a curated record